GGCGAGCUGGCCGGGCCAGAGGAGGUGCUGCAGGCGACCGGCACCGCCUGGCUGGAGGCUGACAACCCAGGCCUGGGAGGAGUGACCGCAGAGGCGGGUAGUGGCGAUGCCCAGGCCCUUCCAGCUACGCUCCAGGCUCCCCACGAGGUCCUCGGGCAGUCAGUCAUGCCCCCUGCCAGUCCUGAGGCUACAGAAGCCAGCGGGCCACCCUCCCCCACCCCUGGCGACAACCUGAGCCCAGCUUCUGAACUCCCCAAGGAGAGCCCCUUGGAGGUUUGGCUGAACCUGGGGGGCAGCACACCCGACCCUCAAGGGCCAGAGCCGACUUACCCCUCUCAGGGCACCCUGGAGCCCCAACCGGCAUCAGAUAUCAUUGACAUCGACUACUUCCAAGGAUUGGAUGGUGAGGGUCGUGGCGCAGACCUGGGGAGCUUCCCAGGGUCACCAGGAACCUCAGAGAACCACCCUGAUACUGAGGGAGAGACCCCUUCCUGGAGCCUGCUUGACUUAUACGAUGAUUUCACCCCCUUUGAUGAAUCUGAUUUCUACCCCACCACAUCCUUUUACGAUGACUUGGAUGAAGAGGAGGAGGAGGAGGAGGAUGACAAAGAUGCAGUAGGAGGUGGAGACCUAGAAGAUGAAAAUGAGCUUCUAGUGCCCACUGGGAAGCCCGGUAUGGGGCCCGGGACAGGCCAGCCCAACAGUCGAUGGCAUGCUGUCCCUCCACAGCACACUCUGGGGUCGGUCCCCGGCAGCAGCAUCGCCCUCAGGCCCCGCCCAGGAGAGCCAGGCAGGGACCUGGCCUCCAGUGAAAAUGGCACUGAGUGCCGCAGUGGCUUUGUGCGGCAUAAUGGCUCCUGCCGGUCAGUGUGUGACCUCUUCCCAAGUUACUGUCACAAUGGCGGCCAGUGCUACCUGGUGGAGAACAUAGGGGCCUUCUGCAGGUGCAACACGCAGGACUACAUCUGGCACAAGGGGAUGCGCUGCGAGUCCAUCAUCACCGACUUCCAGGUGAUGUGCGUGGCCGUGGGCUCAGCUGCCCUCGUCCUGCUCCUGCUCUUCAUGAUGACGGUAUUCUUCGCUAAGAAGCUCUACCUUCUCAAGACGGAGAACACCAAGCUGCGUAGGACCAACAAAUUCCGGACCCCAGCUGAACUCCACAAUGAUAACUUCUCCCUCUCCACAAUUGCCGAGGGCUCUCACCCAAAUGUAAGGAAACUUUGCAACACUCCCCGUACCUCCUCCCCCCAUGCCCGUGCCUUGGCUCACUAUGAUAACGUUAUCUGUCAGGAUGAUCCUAGUGCUCCCCACAAAAUCCAGGAGGCUCUCAAAUCCUGCCUGAAAGAGGAGGAGUCAUUUAACAUCCAGAACUCCAUGUCGCCCAAACUUGAGGGUGGCAAAGGUGACCAGGCUGACUUGGAUGUGAACUGUCUUCAGAAUAAUUUAACCUAAAACAGAGCAAGAAGAGAGGAAGCGGGGCUGGUGGGGGCGGGGUAGGGGAAAGAAACAUUAUCUCCUCUUGUACAGAGUCUAUUUCUUGUAACCAUUUGUUAAACUCUUUUCUUUUUCUGAUCUCAUGGCAUGCUUUGAUGUAUUUUGUACAGGAGGCAAAAAAAAAAAAAAUACUUAAAAUAAGCAAAGAAACUGAACAAAAUUGCAUACAUUGGGUUGUUUUGUCUGUGCUGUCUGUACAUUGCUUCUGCUGCUGUGAUUUCUAAACCUGUGCUGUUAUUCAACUGACUUUUUUUUGUACUUUGACCCACCUUUUUUUGAAAUACCAGUAAAAAAACAAAGUUCUUGAAAUAAAACUUUUUAAAAAGUUA
Mandrillus leucophaeus (drill) is the source of this 1823-nucleotide messenger RNA. RefSeq names its product chondroitin sulfate proteoglycan 5 (neuroglycan C) (gene CSPG5). The coding region runs from base 166 to 1452 and encodes 428 amino acids. The transcript has 4 exons. NCBI's taxonomy places the organism in Eukaryota, Metazoa, Chordata, Mammalia, Primates, Cercopithecidae. The record is from RefSeq and is a predicted model, not a curated record. Gene Ontology annotation, biological process: nervous system development.